GACCACAAAGACACGCUCAGCAGCAAGUAUCGGCUAGGACUCGCACUCUACAGUCAGAAGAAGUGCAGUGAGGGUGAAUGGUUGCUCCAACAAGCAGUGGAAGGGCGGGAGAGGACGCUUGGCAGAGACCACGAAGACACGCUCAACAGCAAGUAUUGGCUAGGACUCGCACUCUACGAUCAGAAGAAGUACAUUGAGGCCGCAGGGUUGCUCCAACAAGCAGUGGAAGGGCGGAAGAGUAUACUCGGCAGAGACCACGAGGACACACUCGCAGCCGUACUCUUGUUACAAGAACUGCAGCUGAAUUCGUCUUCACUCUCACCAACCAACGUUACCGCUCAGCAGGCCUUAGCUAGCCGAUUAGACAGCUUUUUUCUAGGGGGGCAGGAUAGCCAGGAAUCGUAUACUGACUCCAAAAUCAACGAAAUAUCAUCGUUGUUGAAGCACUCUAAUCUCCAAUGGAGUAAAGUGCCCCGCACGUAUGUCGUCCUUCGGACUAUUGAUCAUCUAAACCUCCUUAAUGAUCUCAUCGACGCCGGCUUCUCUGAUUACUGGUUUCCUGUUACCGAACGAAAUCUUCCGGAAUGUUUAAGUCCAAGCAUCCGAGCAAAAUUUUUCGUUGCCCAGCGGCUUGUAUUGACGAAUUCAAUGAGCCUAGAAAAGGGUGAAAUGGGACAGCACUGUCACUUUAAGCAAGGGGAGUCUCCUCCUUUUGAGCCGAAAGAAGUCCUAGGCAAUGGUGGGUUUAGUCAGGUCGACAAAGUUCUUAGUUUAAUCAGCUUCAAAGAGUACGCAAGGAAGCGGGUGCUUCGGAGCGCUGCCUUUAGGGGACGAAGAAUAGAAGAUAUGAAGCAAUUCAUCGCUGAGAUCAAUAUCCUAAAGCGCCUGAAGCACCACCACAUCGUAAAGUUUGUGGGAAGCUAUACGGACCCGAAAUAUAUUGGCCUAAUUAUGUCUCCCGUUGCUGAGAUGGACUUAGGCGCUUACUUGACACGCGCUACCAUUUCUAAUCAUCCCGAACUUCGAACUUUCUUUGGCUGCCUAGCUGGGGCACUCGAAUUUUUGCAUGAGCAGAAAGUCCGACAUAAGGAUAUUAAGCCAGCCAACAUCCUCGUAAACCAUGGGAAUGUCAUGUUUGCAGACUUCGGCUUGUCUCUCGACUUUACAGAUGCAAAUGGCAGUACCACCAUGAGCAUGGUGAACGGGAUGACCCCCAGAUAUUGCGCGCCUGAGGUCGCUCUGUAUGAACCCCGGAAUACGAAGUCUGAUAUCUGGAGCCUAGGUGUCGUUUUUAUGGAGAUGAUCAUUGUUCUAAAGGGCAGGACAGCUCAGUACAUGGAUGAGUUCUUUAGCCAAAAUGGAUCACGACAGAAGUUUAUUCGGACAAAUAUGGAUGCCUUGCCGGACUUCAUUGCAGAGCUAAGAGGGAUAGGGGGACUGUUAGACAAUAGAGCGCUUGGUUGGACCCAAGGGAUGCUCAUGCUAGAGCAGCAAUUACGUCCGACUGCAUCCUCUCUAGUCGCAUCUAUUACAGAGUUUGAGAAAGAAGAGGAGAGAGUGGGUUUCUUAAGGUCACUCAUGGAGUCCUGGGGUAACAGUUUCCGGCGUAAGAACUUUGCAUCGACUUUGGCAUGCUCUCUUGUAGGAGAUAAUAUCGAACUCCAGCUCUCCAGGGCUAGGAUUGAAAACGAAGAAUUCCCCAUUGACAUAGCCAAGGAGCCUCAAAGGGAGGAUGGUCGCCAUGGUGAAAAUUGUAUUGUCGCUAGGGUUGAUGUCGCAAAUUCACUAAAAGGUAAAAGGAGAAGUUCUGCCUUGCUGCCUCUCAGCGUUGCGGGUGGUCUGAUGCCACCGACACCGUAUUCAUGGAUGAUCGCUGAUUUUCACCUCUUUGAUUGGUCUCAAGUAUAUCUGCAGUAUUCUCAUUCCCACCAGCAGCUGCCAAGGAUACGGUUUGCAUGA
Messenger RNA from Lindgomyces ingoldianus, 1959 nucleotides. RefSeq names its product kinase-like protein. The transcript is spliced from 5 exons. Gene Ontology annotation, molecular function: ATP binding; protein binding; protein kinase activity. The annotation marks the transcript as partial. Gene Ontology annotation, biological process: protein phosphorylation; mitotic cell cycle; regulation of cytokinesis. The record is from RefSeq and is a predicted model, not a curated record. Gene Ontology annotation, cellular component: cytoplasm; centrosome; spindle pole. NCBI's taxonomy places the organism in Eukaryota, Fungi, Ascomycota, Dothideomycetes, Pleosporales, Lindgomycetaceae.